Messenger RNA from Salvelinus sp. IW2-2015, 1133 nucleotides. RefSeq names its product gamma-glutamylaminecyclotransferase. The record is from RefSeq and is a predicted model, not a curated record. Lineage: Eukaryota; Metazoa; Chordata; Actinopteri; Salmoniformes; Salmonidae. Gene Ontology annotation, cellular component: cytosol. Gene Ontology annotation, molecular function: gamma-glutamylaminecyclotransferase activity.
UGCCUAUCCUGACGUGAAGUUUGUUAUUUAGAAACUAUUUAACUCUAGCCACAAAAUGACGGAAAUUCGGGACGACAACAUUGUACCGGAAAACACCCCCCCCCCUGCUCGUUGAGAGUUCUGCUCUUCAGUCCGGUGUCAGUUUAGCCGACAUUACACCUGCGCCGUUAAACCUCGUCGAAGACAAGACGUAAUGAGAGGCUUUCGAGGAGCUGCUUUACUCACUUCACUGUUGAUCUACCUCCCGCCGGUCCAGAUGACUUAUAUCUUUGUCUAUGGGACUCUGAAGAAGGGUCAGCCCAACUCCUUCAGGAUGCUGCCGGACCAAGGGAACGGGAAAGCAGAGUUCUGUGGUCACGCCCGCACCGUAGACGUCUACCCGCUGGUGAUCGCUGGGAAGUACAACAUCCCCUACCUGCUGAACCGCCCCGGGGAAGGUCACAGGGUCCAGGGGGAGGUGUACAGGGUGGAUGACACCAUGCUGAGCUUCCUAGACGCCUUCGAGGGCUGCCCCACCAUGUACCAACGCACCUCCGUUCAGAUAGAGCUGGAGGACUGGAAGGUGGAGGGGACAGAGAGGAGCCCAGGCAGCAUGAUGGAGGCCUUCUUCUACAGCACCACCUCCUACCAGCCUGCCUGGCUCAAACACAACUUCUAUGAGAACUACGACGCCUACGGAGACCAUGGCUUGGUGUACGUCGACAGGGAGGACAGAGUUCCACUGAAGGAUCUAUAACCUGGGUGCCAUCAUGGUAGCAGCACCAGCAGGUCUGGGACCUGGCUAGAGGAUAGAUAGGCUGCUACACAGGAUAGCUUUUUAGAUAUGUUGUUUUUACAGUUAACUACUUUCUACUGUCCAGGGAUGCAAACUGCUGAGGGCCCUAAAAGGAGACACUUUGUUGUUGUUGUACUGAAACAUGUAAUAAAUCCCUGCUAGAGGGGAAAUGCAGGUUUUAACUAAUUAAACAACAAAAUAUGAUCAACAUGAUCAGUCUCUGUGUGAAAUAAAAAGUGGUUCAUGUGAACCGAACUCACAGCUAAAACAUGUAAAGAAAACAAUCCAAUGUUAUUUGUUGCCUAAACUUUACUGCAAAUGACACUCAAGUCUUCAGAAAAAAACAAUACACUGAUAU